Molecule: messenger RNA, 1428 nt
Organism: Penicillium coprophilum
Lineage: Eukaryota; Fungi; Ascomycota; Eurotiomycetes; Eurotiales; Aspergillaceae
Product: Zn(II)2Cys6 transcription factor domain-containing protein
Exons: 3
Coding region: 1-1428 (475 amino acids)
Biological process (GO): regulation of DNA-templated transcription
Cellular component (GO): nucleus
Molecular function (GO): DNA-binding transcription factor activity, RNA polymerase II-specific; zinc ion binding
Source: RefSeq, a predicted model, not a curated record
AUGCCCCCCGACUCCAAGACGAAGAUACGCCCUCAGCAGUCUUGCCUCAGAUGUCGCGAGCGCAAAGUAAAGUGCGAUCGCUCAAUCCCAUGCCACGCCUGCAUAAUCCGUGGCCUUGAAGCAGAAUGCACCUAUCUCACAACACCCGAGGAUCGCGCCCACAUCAGCCAAUCCGAGAUAAUCGACCAACUACGUCGUGAAGUCGCACAACUGCGGGGGCGUCUGAACCAGGGCACACGAGAGACCGGUCAUAGCCAAAGUCCGAGUCACAGCCAGCGCUCGCGUCCGGACAAAGGGGUCGGAACCGUCCCGAGGAACAGUCAGAGUUGGACACAAUAUGCGCCCGCGCACACGGGCUACAAUCAUGACGGCCAUGGCCAUGCGAAUGGCUCUGGGUAUGCGACCGGCGCUGGCGCUGGCUCGGCUAGAGGUACACCGGAUACUGGCGACGGCAGCUGGCGCGGGUCGUCGCCAUCCUCGUCGGUCACGACUAUGACGAACUCUAUGACUGUUACGAGUCCUGAUAGUACAGGUAGUGAGAGCGGGACUGGGUCGAUGUCCGCUUUGUCGCGGUCGGCUUCUGCUUCGGUUUCGGCAUAUCCUAUCGCGACGGGGUAUGCGCCGCGAGUUGCGGAGCUGGAUGUGUCGAAUGCAGUUGAAUCGCAUGCUUUUGCAAAUCCUUUAGAAGAUGCGACAAUGUCUGGAUAUUACGCAGGAUGUAUGACCUUCGCUCCGAGCGAUAUGUCCGGAACAGUCCCAGUACCGAUGCAGGGUCUCCCAGUGGCUGGUUUACAUGCGCAGGAUGCGAUGUUAGGGGUGCACCACCCGACGCUAUACGGACUCAAUGGCGAAAAUUAUAUGCCUGACGGAGGCAAAGCGCCGCCAUACUUACAACACACCGGCUAUCCGGCUUCCAUACCAGCCCCAAGAGUAACACAUUACGAGGAGGGAUAUUCAAUACCAAAUGAAGAGGACAGGGCGCAUGCACAUCAUCAAUGGGGGCAAGAUGCAUACGGAAACCCGAAUCCAAGUCCGAACCAAUAUCCGAAUACGCAUCUAUAUCAAACCCCGUUUCAUUAUUCAACUAUCAACACCUUCACCGAUAUCACCGCCACUCACACAAGCACCAACACCUAUACAGAUGCACCCUUCUCCCUACCCACCCGGACAACCGUGCCAGGCGAUAUUUCAAGCCAUGCCAGCCCCAGCUCCCAGGAUCGUCCUUCACCAACAACCAUUAUGAACUCAAUGCCGAGCUCCUGGAAGGGCGAGGGGAAACAGGAACUGCUGGAGAUACUGCUGGAAACAAUUGCCACCUGUGACGAGCAACGUCUGCCUCAGGUCAUCCAAGUCUUGCGGGCAAGUCCUUCACCCGAAGAGGCUGUUUCGGGGGUUUGUCAGGUUCUCGGGAUUUGGAAUGGGCGGUGA